CUCCACGAAGGCAGUUCUAAGAAAUGGAGGCAAUAGCAGUGGUCAUAAUGCAAGGUAAAAUCUUCGAUCACACAUAACUUGAAGUAAUACUGUAUGUUGAUGAAGUGUUUUCAAAUGCAAAUAAGUUGAAUUGUGUUACCAAGAUCUGAAAUGGCAACAAACAAAUCAUUGUUUAUGAACGGCUUCAAAGAAGACUGCGAACAAUUAAUUACUCGGUUUGAACGUGCAGAUAACAUUAGAUUUGAAACUUUUUGCGAUAUCUGGAAAGCAAUGAAGUUUUCACUGGUCUUUGUGGGCCGUCCAUCCUUUUUGGAGCUAUUAGAAUUUUGCGAAGAAGCAUUACAUAUAUGUAAACAAUUUAUUCUUCUACCCCCUCGUUUUAAAGAACGUAUUGGAGGAUUAUAUCUUUUAUAUGGAGUAUACUUCAAAAUGCCAAUAGAUCAAUUUAGAAUUAAAAUUAAACUAGAUGAUUGGAAAAGUAUUCUGGAACUUCAUGCAGAAAUAAAAGAAGCAGAACAUUUAGAUGCUAAUUAUAUAUUGUGUAAACUAAUUGCAAGUAAUGCAUUUCAUUUCUGUCUUUUUGAUUCAGAGUAUGGUAUGGAAAAACCAUAUAUCGUAAAGAAUUCACAGUGUUUUAAUCCAUAUUCUAUAUUACCAACACUAAAAGAUUUAAGUGACAAGAAUCAAAUAUUGUCAAAAAUUAAUGAACUUAGUAAAGCUUAUGAACAGAAAAAAGAAGCAUCAAAAUUAAUAAAUCUAUCAGAUGCUAGUUUAAAAUUAUUCAAUUCAAAUAUAGCACAGGAAAUCAUUAAUGAUAUUCAAGAGUUUGAAGAACAGAGAAGGGAUCAACAGAAAAAUACAAUUGAUUUUGAAAAACCAUCUUGUUCUACUUUAAAAGGACAAUCUUCAAACGAGCAUACAAAAUUUCAAUUAAGAGGGCCUGCCAAACGCAAAAUGCGACCAUUAAUUGAUGGUAUUGAACCUGAAAGUGAAUCUGAAGAAGGUGAAGUAUUAGAAAGUGAUGAUUCAUAUUCUGAGUUACCAAUAGAUUCAUAACAGCAAAGAAGAGAAGAAGAUAUGAAGUAUACAUUUUUCAUACGUAAGUGUAUUAUUUUAUAAUAGUAUGGAAUACAGUAUGCGCAUGUUCAUAAUUUAUGUAAAAAGCAUAACAACUAAAUGAUAUUUGAUAAAUUAUUUUUUAUUGGGAAGUAUACAAAAUAAGUACAAGGAACAAGUCAGUGGAAAUAUCAAUCAUUCUAAAUUUUAAGAAAACUUUUUGUAGAAUAUAUUGUACUCUACCUUACUGUAACUGUGUUUUGCACAGACUUUAAGUAAAGACAAUUCAAUUAAA
Messenger RNA from Bombus pascuorum, 1351 nucleotides. RefSeq names its product snRNA-activating protein complex subunit 1 (gene Pbp45). Gene Ontology annotation, molecular function: sequence-specific DNA binding. Gene Ontology annotation, cellular component: snRNA-activating protein complex. Gene Ontology annotation, biological process: snRNA transcription by RNA polymerase III; snRNA transcription by RNA polymerase II. The coding region runs from base 151 to 1056 and encodes 301 amino acids. The record is from RefSeq and is a predicted model, not a curated record. NCBI's taxonomy places the organism in Eukaryota, Metazoa, Arthropoda, Insecta, Hymenoptera, Apidae. The transcript is spliced from 5 exons.